Messenger RNA from Mercenaria mercenaria, 4816 nucleotides. Its product is annotated as FACT complex subunit SSRP1-like. Lineage: Eukaryota; Metazoa; Mollusca; Bivalvia; Venerida; Veneridae. Gene Ontology annotation, molecular function: histone binding; DNA binding; nucleosome binding. The transcript has 19 exons. The record is from RefSeq and is a predicted model, not a curated record. Gene Ontology annotation, cellular component: nucleus; FACT complex. The coding region runs from base 163 to 2487 and encodes 774 amino acids.
GCGAAUCAGGAUGUACGGUACGGGUACGGUAUGGGCAUUAGGAGGAACAAGCUCUUGUGUGAUGGUGAUUAGAAAAAAAAAAUAACUAGGAUAGGACUGCACAUAAAUAAACAAAUUUGAGAAAUAAACGGUAUUUACACAACAUAAGACUUGACAACAAGAAUGAGUAGUGACUACCAGGAGUAUCCUGAUGUUGUUCAGGAGGUUCGAGGUGCUCUUAAUCCAGGUCGUUUGAAGUUUCAAGGUAACAGUAUAGUGUUCAAGAAUACAAAGACAGGGAAAGUAGACCAGUUCCAGGGAACAGAUAUAGACCAGGUGAAAUGGUUGAAGAGGGCCAGAGGUUAUUGUCUCAAAAUAGUCUUACACAGUGGACAUAUUCACAGAUUUGAUGGCUUUAAAGAAGUGGACCAGGAGAAAUUGGGUUCAUUUAUAUCACGUAAUUACAACACCAAGCUUGAGACAGUAGAUCUUUCUGUUAAAGGCUGGAACUGGGGACAAGCUAAAUUUGAAGGUAAUGGACUGAACUUUGUAAUUGACAACAACCUGGCGUUUGAGAUACCCCUGAACAAUGUAUCACACACAACAACAGCAAAGAAUGAGAUCACACUGGAGUUCCACCAGAAUGAUGAUGCAGCGGUCUCGUUGAUGGAACUGAGAUUUCACAUUCCUGGAGAUCCAGCCAAUCAAGAAAAAGACACAGUUAAUGAAUUUUAUAACCAAGUGAUGGAGAAUGCUGACAUUAUACAAGCUACAGGUGAUGCUGUCUGUGUGUUCCCAGAGGUGCAAUGUCUCACACCCAGAGGUCGCUAUGAUAUCAAGAUGUACACAACAUUUUUACAGCUGCACGGUAAAACGUUUGAUUACAAAGUUCCAUACACAUCAGUCCUCCGGUUGUUCCUCCUUCCACAUAAAGAUGGUAGACAGAUAUUCUUUGUGGUGAGUUUAGAUCCACCAAUCAAGCAGGGACAAACGAGAUACCAUUUUCUGAUAUUACUGUUCUAUAAAGAUGAUGAGAUGACACUAGAAUGUGGACUGGGAGAUGAAUUAGAAGAAAAGUAUGAAGGCAAACUACAAAAAGAAAUGAAUGGACCAGAGUAUGAGAUUGUUAGUAAAGUGUUCAAGGCAGUAACCACAAGGAAAAUCACAGUACCAGGCAGCUUCCUGGGACAUUCGGGUACACCAGCAAUUGGCUGUUCCUAUAAAGCCGCCACAGGUCUUCUCUACCCACUUGAGAGAGGUUUCAUAUUCGUGCACAAACCUCCCGUGCAUAUCAGAUUUGACGAGCUUGCUGCUGUAAACUUUGCUAGAAGUGCUGGCAGCACGAGAUCCUUCGAUUUUGAUGUUGAGACAAAGGCUGGAAAUGUGUAUACUUUCUCUAAUAUUGAAAAAGAUGAGUAUGGAAAACUGUUUGAAUUUGCAAAGAACAAGAAUCUAAGAAUGAAGAAUAUUGGCAAUAAGAAGAACGGUGUCAAUGACUAUGACGCUAUGAUGGACAGUGAUGAUGAGGAUGGAGGACAUGAUGCCUACCUGGAGAGAAUGAAAGCUGAAGGGAAGGACAGAGAUAGUGAUGCUCUCGAUGAUGACAGUGAUUCUUCUGAUGAAGAUUUCCGACCGGAAGACUCUGCUAGUGAUGUUGCUGAAGAGUAUGAUAGUAACCCUCCAACAACAUCAGAAUCUGAUGAGGAUGCAAGUGACUCUGGUGGUGAACAAGAUGAGGAGAAGAGAGAGGAAAAGAGAAAGGAAAAAGAAAGAAGAAAGCAGGAAAAGAGGGAACAAAGAGAAAAAACUAAAUCAAAGUCUGCAAAAACUGUGAGAGAAGGUGGAUCAAAGAAGAAGAAGAAGAAGGAAGAUCGUGACCCUAACAAACCAAAACGCCCACAGACUGCAUACUUCCUCUGGUUCAUGUCGGAGAGGGAGAACAUCAAGUCAGAGAAUCCAGGUUUCUCUGUUGUUGAUAUCUCCAAGAAAGCUGGCGAGUUAUGGAAAGGUUUGUCACCGGAAGACAAAAAGCCCUUUGAUCUGAAAGCUAGAGAGGCAAAGGAGGAAUAUGACGAGGCUAUGAAAGAGUACAAUAAAAAACUGAGGGAAGAAGGACCUCCCAAAACUAGUCCAAAAGAAAAGAAGGCUAAGAAGUCAAAGUCCAGUCCGAAGAAACCAGCGGCUGAAUCGAAGGCAGGAUCUGGCGGCUCAUAUAAAAGUAAAGAAUUUAUAUCGGAAAGUGAAUCAUCAUCCUCGUCCUCUGGGGAUGAAGAUGAUAGACCUCUUAAGAAACUGAAAGCUGGGAAGAAAGAGAAAAAGGAGAAAAUGGAGGUAGAUGAGUCAGGGUCGGAGUCGGAGGACGAGAAACCGACGGGUGUGAAACGAAGAUCUCAGAGAAAAGAAGGGGAGGAGUCAGAUGUUGGUUCUUUACCAGAUGAAGAGGAGAUUCUCAGUUCUCCAGAACACUCAGAUCCUGGAGAAGCGGCAUCCGGUUCCGAUUCAGACUGAACAGUGGGUAAUACAGACAAUGGAGAGAUAUGUAAACAAAGGGAGAUCAUUAUGAUACUUAUUUGGAAUAUAGUUACCAUCAUUAACCUCCCUUCAGUUGUGAUGCUGAACUAUUGAUUAAAAAUGAAAAAUCUUGAUGAUGGAACCUUUUUACAGACAUAAUGACAGAGGGUCACUUUAUUUCAGCCUCUUUUUUGUUUGUCAUGUAUGAUUAGUAGUAAAUAUGUCAUUGUAAAAUCAUGCUCAUGACAUUAAGAAAAAUGUUGUAAAUUUUGUGCUAUAUAGACACUACCACCUAUCUGUAUGAUACAAUGAUUCUGUAUUUUCAUUCUGUAUAUAUAUCAUAUUUAAAUGUUGCUUUUGAGAGGCUAUCAGCCAUUUGUCAUCAUUUUGAAUUUUCAGCCGUUAUGUUUGGUUUUUCAGUCUUGAUGGAAAAAAGUGAUAUGUCCUAAUAUUUGAUGAUGUUAUAUUUCUACUUAUUGAUCUUUAAUUGCAAUAAGUGAUAAGCAGGCGUCUAAAAACAAAGAAUUUUCCGGGUACUGAAAAGUGAAACUCGAGCAGUCAGUUUCUUUGUUAUAUAGUAAAACCUCAGACAGAAACUAAAUCUGCAGAUAAAAUCUCCUGUUGUGUAAAAAUAUCAUUUCCUAGAAAAGUGCUUAGAGUUAAAAUUAAACUUACUGUAACUUUGUAUCAUAUACAUAUUUCAAGGAAAGGGUGUAAAAUUGGUGAAAAGGUAUGUGAAAGAAAGUAGGCACUGGGAAAUUUGGAGAAAAAAAAAAUAAGGAAAAUAUAAAACUUAUGUUCAACCAUGUUUUUGCCACUAGGAUGCACAUAACAGUAUUUUUAGCUCAUCUGAUUUUUUGAAAAAAAAAAUGAUGAGUUAUUGUCAUCACUUGAGCGGUUGUCGGCGUCGGCGUUGGCGUCUGCGUCGGCGUUGCCUGGUUAAGUUUUAUGUUUAGGUCAGCUUUUCUCCUAAACUAUCAAAGCUAUUGCUUUGAAACUUGGAAUACUUGUUCACCAUCAUAAGCUGACCCUGUAUAGCAAGAAACAUAACUCCAUCUUGCUUUUUGCAAGAUUUAUGGCCCCUUUUGUACUUAGAAAAUAUCAGAUUUCUUGGUUAAGUUUUAUGUUUAGGUCAACUUUUCUCCUAAACUAUCAAAGCUAUUGCUUUGAAACUUGGAAUACUUGUUCACCAUCAUAAGCAGACCCUGUACGUCAAGAAUCAUAACUCCAUCUUGCUUUUUGCAAGAUUUAUUGCCCCUUUUGGACUUAGAAAAUCAGUUUUCUUGGUUAAGUUUUAUGUUUAGGUCAGCUUUUAUCCUAAACUUUCAAAGCUAUUGCUUUAAAACUUGCAACACUUGUUUACCAUCAUAAGUUGACCCUGUAUAGCAAGAAACAUAACUCCGUCCUGCUUUUUGCAACUUGGAAUACUUGUUCACCAUCAUAAGCUGACCCUGUAUAGCAAGAAACAUAACUCCAUCUUGCUUUUUGCAAGAUUUAUGGCCCCUUUUUGACUUAGAAAAUAUCAGAUUUCUUGGUUAAGUUUUAUGUUUAGGUCAACUUUUUCUCUUAAACUAUCAAAGCUAUUGCUUUGAAACUUGCAACACUUGUUCACCAUCAUAAGCUGACCCUGUACAGCAAGCAACAUAACUCCAUCCUGCUUUUUGCAAUAAUUAUUGCCCCUUUUGGACUUAGAAAAUCAUUUUCUUGGUUGAGUAUUAUGUUUAAGUCAACUUUUCUCAUAAACUAUUAAAGCUAUUGCUUUAAAACUUGCAACAGUUUUUCACCAUCAUAAGUGGACACUGUACAUCAAGAAACAUAACUCUAUCCUGCUUUUUGCAAGAAUGAUGGCCCUUUUUAGACUUAGAAAAUCAUGGGUAGGACAAUAUUUCUAUUACACAAAAAAAAUCAGAUGAGCGUCAGCACCCGCAAGGCGGUGCUCUUGUUAUGAAUAUAUAUCCUUAACAUCAGUUUCACAUAAAAGUAUCCAAAUUUUCUGGCGUUACUUUAUCCUGGUUCAAUUUUAUUGGUGAUUUAGUAUGUAACAAAAGAAACAAAUAGUACCUGUUUGAUACUUUCCACUGUUUCCCUGUUCCAACAGGGUUGCCUGGCAUAUGUACGUUUAUUUGAAUUACUUUUUCAAACUGAAUUGAGGAGUUUUCACAGCAGUGUGUCUAUCAUGACCAGCUUGCACAUUGCAUUAGUUGUGUUUGAUGCAUUAUUCAGCAGUCAUUGGAGAUAGAUUGAUUAUUUACAAAAUUUGGUCUAAAGUAUUUGUGGUUAUGUCAGUCUAUGAAGUUAAAUACUAAUAAAACACAGAAACUUCUAA